AUGGCGGCGCCGGGAGCUGGUGACCCGCUUAAUGCCAAGAGUGGCGAGGCCCCUCUGGCCCAGCGCAUUGACCCAACUCGGGAGAAGCUGACUCCUGCGCAGCUGCAGUUCAUGCGGCAGGCGCAGCUCGCCCAGUGGCAGAAGACUCUGCCACAGCGGCGGACCCGGAACAUCGUGACCGGCCUGAGCAUCGGGGCCCUCGUGUUAGCUAUUUAUGGUUACACCUUCUACUCAGUGUCCCAGGAGCGGUUCCUAGAUGAGCUGGAGGAUGAGGCCAAAGCUGCUCGGGCCCGAGCGGCGGAAAGGGCAUCAGCUUCCUGA
This is a messenger RNA of Pipistrellus nathusii (Nathusius's pipistrelle), 321 nucleotides long. The record is from the annotation of a GenBank genome assembly. Lineage: Eukaryota; Metazoa; Chordata; Mammalia; Chiroptera; Vespertilionidae.